AUGGAGAAAGCUUCAGGCAAAUUCAUGGAGCUAGAAGCUUGUCAGAGAAACACGCAGGCUGUGCUUUGGGAUAUCCAGACCCAGCUUGGGAGUGUUGCUCAGGCUGUAGCUCAGAGGACUCAUGGUACUCUGCCCGGUCAGACCAUCCCUCAUCAGCAGGACCCGAAUGCCAACUGGAAUGCCAUCACAACCAGGAGUCGAAAGGUGACUGCUGAUCCACCUGUUCGGGCAGAAGAGAGAGAGACCCGUGCUUCAGCACUUCCAGCUAAUGAAGAGGAAAUGGAGAAGGAGGUUGAGGUGCCUGCUUCUAAACCGCAACCAGUGGUGAAGGAGUAUGUACCCCAACUCCCCUUUCCUACUCGGUUUCACAAGGACCGACUGGAGACUGAGUUUGCCAAGUUCAUGGCAAUGCUGAAGCAGGUGAAUAUAAGCAUGCCCUUCGUGGAGGCAUUAUCGAAGAUGCCCAAGUAUGCCAAGUUCAUGAAAGAUCUCCUCACCAACAAGAGGAAGCUUGGUGAGUUGUCAACGGUGAUGCUCAACGAGGAGUGUUCUGCCAUCCUGCAGAACAAACUACCAGAGAAGCGAAAAGACCCAGGGAGUUUCACUAUCCCUUGCAUGAUUGGUAGUUUGCAUAUAGGGAAGUCCUUGGCGGAUUUAGGCGCUAGCAUAAACGUCAUGUCAUAUAAACUGUUUAAAAAGCUAGAACUAGGUGAACCCAGUGGUACUAGGAUGAGCAUUCAACUUGCUGAUAGAUCCAUUGUGCAUCCUAGGGGCAUUGCAGAGGACUUGAUAGUCGCAGUAGGGCCAUUCUCUUAUCCUAUUGAUUUUGUGAUUUUGGACAUAAAUGAGGAUGUGGAUGUGCCAUUGAUAUUGGGUAGACCUUUUCUCGCCACCGCCAAGGCGCUCAUUGAUGUGAAUGAUGGAAAACUGAUUUUGCAAGGUGGGGGUGAACAAAUCACCUUCUCUGUUUCUGAUAAUAUGAAACACCCCCCAGCUCCAUGA
Messenger RNA from Linum trigynum, 1002 nucleotides. The record is from the annotation of a GenBank genome assembly. Lineage: Eukaryota; Viridiplantae; Streptophyta; Magnoliopsida; Malpighiales; Linaceae.